AUGACAACAAUACCAACAAUCGAUUUCGCGUUAUUUGACCACGAUCCGACCACCUGCUCAAAACAGAUUAAAGAAGCGAGCGAAGUAAUCGGGUUCUUUUACCUGAAGAAUCACGGGAUUAGGCAAGAAUUAAUCGAUGAGGUGUUCGAGAAUGCUUGUCACACUUUAUGCAUGAAAGUCCUGCAAUUAUUUGCUAUAGCUCUAGAGAUCCCGGAUUCCGAGGGUGGUAAAUCAUGGUUCGAGAAUAGGCACAGAUAUGAAACGCCAUCAGGCGAUAUUCUCAGAAUUCUUCAUUAUCCCGCUAUGAAAAAUGAUGAAAUUGGCAAGGAUGAAAUUAGGGCGGGGAGUCACUCGGACUAUGGCUCCUUAACAAUUCUAUUUCAGAAGGAUGUUGGAGGACUGGAACUUCUGUCCAACACAACAGACCCUCCUCUCUGGACCCCGGCACCUAUUAUUCCAAACCAUGUGUUAAUAAAUAUAGGUGACUUGCUUGAAUUCUGGAGUAAAGGGUUAUUCAAAUCAACGAUACACCGCGUAGUAUUUCGAACCAAUGAAACCUCGGCUGACGAAACCUCCUUUAACGACGAAAGACAAAAGGCUAGUGAUUUGGAUUACCAGGAUAGAUAUAGCAUCGCAUAUUUUUGUCACGCGGAGGAUGAUGUCAAAAUAGAUCCGAUUCCAAGUAAAAUUAUUAACGAACGGGAUGAGAAUGUUUCUAGAAUAUUAGAUAAAAUUGGGCACAAGGAAAAUGCAAAAUUGGAUGUUCAUAAAGUGAUAACCGCCGGCGAAUAUUUGAAGUGCCGAUUAGAUGCUAGUUAUAAAUACUGA
Acaulospora colombiana is the source of this 828-nucleotide messenger RNA. The record is from the annotation of a GenBank genome assembly. Lineage: Eukaryota; Fungi; Glomeromycota; Glomeromycetes; Diversisporales; Acaulosporaceae.